CAGACCCGGCGACCACGUCGUCGUCGACGUAUCAUUGAAAGGAACAGCAACAACUGCAGAAGAGCAGUUUGAUCAUUAACUCGACGAUUGAUUAGGGCGGUGUGACAAUGUGACAAUGUCCUCGCGUCGUUAAAGUAUGCUUCAGGAAGGAAGUGUAAGUGGUAUUUCAGUGAGAAGUGUACUAAUGUCUGUCUUAAAGAAUUCUAAAAGGAAAGAGGAAUAAGUAUUUGAAAUUGACUAAAAAAUUUUAUCUGACAUUUAUGAAAUUAGAUGAGAGUAACAUUCGUUCUCGCAAGUUUUAGGCUAUUGACUGUGAUGUCUUAUUCGUGAUUCUGUUCUGUGAUUCAGAUAAAAGGAAAACCGAACAAGAAUUAGGAACGGAUUCACAAUCGGGACAAUACACACAUGAACUUCUCGAUGUUAUGAAAUCGGAACACGGUGAAUUCAAGAGUCUAGGAUGGGAAAAGUUGGUGACAUGUGUUAGUGAUUCUGUAGAAAUGAUCAAAACAUUAACAUAAACCUGCGUUGGAGAUUUCAACAGAUUCUUAAAUCUAGUAGUUUCAACAUUAGACCUACUAUGAUCAAUGAUAUCCAAGGACAAUGAUGGACUACCACUGAGAAAACACAAUUAUUUCAGGAAACAAUCAAAAAUCAAAAACUGUCCAUUACAGUGAAUAUGUACCAAUCUUUUUCUUAUUUCAAAUUCCAAAUUCCUUAUUUCUUUUGUGUUGAAACAGAACUCUGCUUGCAACUUAACCCUGUUUGUGCUAAAGACAAGACUUUGCAGUAUUCAGAGGAGAAUGAAUGAGAUGUACAUAAAGCUUGUUUUCCAAUUUGCAAAACCACACAAACAACUUUGAAAUCAUCAUAAAUCGUUCCCAUGGUUAUAAUUGAGAUUUUAAACAACGGCAACAACAAAACCAGUGAUUUGAACUUGACACGAGACAGGAAUUCAGCACAUUUUCGGUGUUAUUUAUCAACGAGGACAACGAACAUAGGUUACAACCAAGAUCGUCCCAUGGCAUACAGGCGACAUUAUUGAGCAAGGGAUGCUAUAGUUUGAAACAAAGACUCGCCAAGCAAACUUUUGAAGCGUCUGCUACAGAGAAAGGGCGUACCAGCAGACGACAUUCCAGGAGAAUCACCGCUAUCAAGAGUCAAUAAAGACCAGUCUUUAUUAAUUCUUGCCGAAAUGUAAAUUCCAAGAAGAGGACGAAAUUUGAAGCACUUCAUAAACUUUAGAUCUUCAUAAAUUUCAAGUGGCUAUCUGCCCAAUAGGCUAAGACCUCAAGCUUACUUUAUCUUCGGCAUAUUCGGAAGCAUUUUUAGCAAAAAUGGCGGAAAAGACUGAAGAAUGCGAUGAGAUGUGCCAGUAUCUUCAAGACUAUAGCCUCAACACAAACGACUCGUACGUUAACGAGGAGGUCAACCAGGGUGACGACACGUGCGAUUGGGCUAAAGACCACCCCAUAUUUUACGUCACACAUCAGGUGUGCCUACCCGUGAUCUGCGUCGUGGGAAUCCUUGCGAUAAUCCUGACCAUCAUAGUCCUAAAUCGCAAAUCAAUGUGGACAUCGACGAAUUGCUACCUAACGGCGCUGGCGAUCGCAGACCUGGUAUUUCUGAUGUUUCUUGCCACGAAGGUCCUAGAUGGAAAGAUCGAGUAUCACGUGUUUGAGAUGUAUUUCCAUUAUGCGGAAAUCAUGAUUAACACGUGUUUGAUUGUUUCUGUCUGGCUGACGGUCGUCCUCGGGAUCGAACGAUACAUCGCGAUAUGCCAGCCUUUACACGCCACCAUGAUCUGUACGGUUCGCCGAGCGAGAAUCGUGACCGUCCUCAUCUUCCUCCUGGCAUUUGCCUGCCGAUCGCCGCUUUUUUUCGAGAAGACGAUCACCAUAGAAACCGAUGUAAACAACAAAACGUCAAUGAGACUCGAAGUGAACCAGGUGAUGGACAACAACCAUUAUUUGGCGGCGUACGGUUGGAUUGUCGAUUUCUUCAUCACAGCCGUAUUACCGUUCCUCCUGCUCUCCGUACUCAACAUCCGGUUAAUCUACGAAGUCCGCAAGUCGACGCUUUACAUGAAGCGCCACCUGAUACCGAUUCACGACAUGAGAAACCUCGUCAAGCGCGAAGAGUUGAAAAUCACUGUGAUGCUCAUCGCGAUAAUUGUCGUAUUUUUCCUCCUGCAGGCCCCGUUCGUGAUCUGCAAUGCCAUCUAUGCGAUACCGAAUCUCUGGUACUGGCAAAGCACCUGCUGGUUCCAGAUUUUUCGCAUGGUUGCCAUCAUUCUCAUCGCGGUAAAAACGGCCGUGAACUUUGCGUUAUAUUGUUGGUUCAGCGAGCGAUUCUGGACGACGUUCAAGAAAAUCUUCUGCAUUGAGCAGUGCAUGGUCCGGUACUACGUGGCAGGAAAGAAACCGACAGAGGGGACCACUAACGGAAGCAGUCAUACAGUGCCCAGGUAUUCCAACUUUAAAGUCGUCGGCGAUGAGUAGCGGAUGGUCGGGGAGCGCUUGGUUGGCAUACUGGACGAAUAAAGCAGACUCCUCGUCUUCUCAGCAGCAGUAUGUCUAAGAUUCGGACAUUAACGAUGGAAUUAUGGGCGGAUUCUAGAUGGGAUCGCAUCAGUACCGAUAGGAUUUGGACGUAAAAACGAUGGAAUUAUGGACAGAAUCCGAACGGUAUUGCAGAAGUAUGUCAAAGAUUCGGACGUAAAUGAUGGAAUUUUAGAAAUUUCAGGAGACAAGCUUUAGCUUUUGAAGCGCUCGGGGUUAAGUGGCGAAACUAUUUUUUUAAUGAAGAUUUUCAGCAGGAAAACUAGACAAAAUCGUGAAAAAAGAGAUGUAGAAUUUCAGAAGGUAAUAUAUUCAUAACUUUGAAAACGUUGUUAAGUUAUAAACAGAGUAUUAACACGCUUUAAUUAGUAUAUCAUAUAUCAACAAUAAGUUUUAGGCACCCAACUGCAUGUACAAUAUGAUAUUGCACCAACGUAAAAUGCUAGUUAACCAUUUCACCAUCAGAUGGAAGCACUGUCACCAUAUAAUGUAAGUUCACAUUUCUACCAACAGAUGGAAGCACCGUCAUCAUUACAAGUGCACUAUAUAAUGUUAGUUCACCAUUUCAACAUCAGAUGGAAGCACUGUCACCAUUAUAAAUGUGCUAUAUAAUGUUAGUUUACCAUCCUACCAUCAGAUGGAACCACUGUCAACAUAACAUGUUUGUGUUAGUUCUCCAUUCUGCCAUCAGGUAGAAGCACUGCCACAAUUAUCAUGAUCGUAAUUGAUACCAAAUGUAUUCAUCCAUCAUCAAUAUUUUGUGUCAGACAGUCAGUCGCACUACUAUGUACCAUCCCACCUGCCCAAGUCAGAAAUCCCAUCACUAGCAACAAAAUAAAACUUGUGUGUUUAUGAAUUUUGCUGGCAGUACAUGGAGAGGGGUGUGUCAGCUUUGAGAAUCAGAAACAGCAGAUGAUGUCACCUAUAACACAGUAAAACCAAGACUAUCCCAAUGUGUUCUUGCAAUAGAAACUUUACAAUACUUCAAAGAGGUGCUUUGUUCAUUCACCAUGUUCACAUGUAUUUACUGUUGGUCCAACUAUAUUUAUUUCCUAUUUCUAAGGCCAGGCAAAGGGCCCUAAUUCUGGGCCAAUUAGAAAUAAAUAAAUAAAUUCAGACAAUUUGAACUUUAAACAACCAUGCCUGUCCAGAAAAGAUUCAAUUGAUCAUCUUUUGUGAGCACUAUUAUUCCUG
Messenger RNA from Lineus longissimus, 3752 nucleotides. RefSeq names its product sex peptide receptor-like. NCBI's taxonomy places the organism in Eukaryota, Metazoa, Nemertea, Pilidiophora, Heteronemertea, Lineidae. Gene Ontology annotation, biological process: G protein-coupled receptor signaling pathway. The coding region runs from base 1335 to 2498 and encodes 387 amino acids. The record is from RefSeq and is a predicted model, not a curated record. The transcript is spliced from 3 exons. Gene Ontology annotation, cellular component: membrane. Gene Ontology annotation, molecular function: G protein-coupled receptor activity.